GGGGGAGGGGAGACCCAUCAGCCCUGCUGGUGGGAGCCGACCUGAUGCAACAGUGGUGACUAGACUUGGCAGUGAACCAGAGUCCAGCCUCCUGACCCCUGCUGACCCAAGUGCUCUGGAGCUUGUCUCCAGCUGGCCACACCUCUGCUGUGCCCUAGUGCCUAGAGUGCCAACCCCCUGUGGUUGCAUUUUAGGGAUGCCAGAGGCCAUGACGCUUCUGUCAGAGCUGACACCUCCUCACCUGACCUCCUUCUGGGAGGGACAGGACUGCCCCCUCCCAGACAAGCCAGUCUGGGCCCUGAAAGCUCCAUGAGGGUGAGGAAUUUCCCUAUUGAGGGGGGUUUCCCAGGCCUGGCUAACCUGAUCCUGACCCUGUGCGCAUGUGAGGGAAGGAGUAGGAGGGUCAGGGAGUUUGAACUCUGAAUCCAAGGCAGGCAGGGGUCUGGGUGUUAAGACCCUCUACUAAGCUUCCUGCCCCUCUGAGGGCUGAAGUUUUCCCUGGGCCUGUGGAAGAUGGGUGGGGCCUCUCAAGCUGAGCUCCAGUUUCCGUGGAAACCCACAGGCUUCCCACCCACUGCUGCCUGGGCAGGCUCCCAGCUGGGGCCUCAUGCUCUGCCAGCCUCUCCUCCCCAGUCCAGUCUGCUCCACCCUCAGCCCGUCUUGGCCCCUUCCCUGACUCUCCAUCCCCAAGCCCAGCCUCUGGCCUCUUCCAUUAGGCUCUAAUGCCUUCUUAAGGAACCUGGGCCUCUCCUGCCCCAUCCCUAAACUUCAGCUUCUCAGCAAACAGGCUUCCCAAGCUCCUGCCCCUCCCUCUCAGGCCUUUCUAGCCUCCUUACCAGCUCCCAGGCCUAGCCAGGCCUCCUGCUCCUGCCCACCUAUCACCUCCCACAGACCAACAGACAACAGGUCUCCUAGGCUAUUCUGUCCUCUUGCUCCCCUGCCCCACCCCACCCAUGGAGACCCCAGGACUGGUUGUGCACGGGGAGGCUGCACCCUUUUCCACAGCACUCCGAAGCCUUCUCAACAAUCCCCAAUACAGCCAGUGCACUCUGCACCCCCGCUCCCCCACCCCCUCCUGCCUGGAGGAGGCUGAAAAAGGCUGAGUUUGCAGUCUAUGGAGGAGGAGCCAAGAAGAGCUUCCCUUACCUCAAGAGUCAGGCUGGGGAGAAGAGGGUGAUGUUUGCUUUGUGGUCGGUCAAGAACGGCAGGAGGUGUUUGCCCACCGGUGCUUGUUGGCCUGUAGAUGCAACUUCUUCCAACGACUUCUGGGUCCAAAGCUGGGCUCUGGCAUGCCUAGCCCCGUGGUGCUAAGCACUGUGCCAGCUGAGGCCUUCCUGGCAGUGCUGGAGUUCCUGUACACCAACAGCGUCAGGCUGCACCGCCACUCUGUGCUGGAGGUGCUGACCGCGGCUAUAGAAUAUGGGCUGGAGGAACUGCGAGAGCUGUGCCUGGAGUUUGUGGUGAAGGUGCUGGAUGUGGAACUGGUUUGUGAGGCCUUGCAGGUUGCUGUAACCUUUGGCCUGGGACCGCUGCAGGAGCGUUGCAUAGCCUUCAUAGAGGCCCACAGCCAGGUAUCGCUCCCCAUCUUCAUAGUCUCAAUCCCUCAGACCUCAUUCUGCUCCUCCCUGACCCAUUCGUGGACCCACAGGAGGCGCUCCGGACCCGCGGGUUCCUGGAGCUGUCGGCGCCAGCGUUGCUGUCCCUGUUGCGCAGCGACAAGCUCCGCGUGGACGAGGCUGAGCUCGUUCUGGCGGCCAGGAGCUGGGCACGCGUGGGCUGUGCUGGAGCGGCCGGUGGCGGAGGUGGCGGCCCCGGUGGUGCGGGAGCUGAGACUGGCUUUGCUGGCCCCGGCGGAGCUGAGUGCCCUGGAAGAGCAGAACCAGCGGGAGCCGCUCAUCCCGGUGGAGCAGAUCGUAGAGGCGUGGAAAUGCCACGCUCUGCGAAGAGGGGAUGCGGCCCGGGGCGCCCCGUGCCGCCGCCGGAGGGGAACCCUGCCCCGGGAGCAUCACUGCUUUCUGGACCUGCCCUUUAAGUGACCAAAGGCCGCGGUUUGCAAGGAAUUCUGGGCCUGUCCCAAGCUACAACUCCCGACGUGCCUAGUGCUCGGAGCCGACUUCCGCCCCCAGCAUGCCCUGCGAGCCGGGCGCUGGAAGAGCGACUGUCGCCCGGCUCUGCGCCCUGUGGGUGGGGCUCUGGGGGUGGGGAGUGGGUGUGGGCUUGGGCGGGGCCCAAAAGCGAUUUCCCUUACACUUUACUCUGACUCUACCCUGGCCCUCUGGCCGCGCAGGCCUGCCGCGUUUACUUUUAUAAUCCCCACGUUUUUCGGCUCAACUCCCUCUUUAAUUCCAGAGCUACCUCCUAGAGAGCGCUCUCUAAAUGCCCCACAGACACCUCAGACUCAAUCCAAAAUUGGGCUGCCUCAUCUUUCCCCAGUUCUGCCCCCAUCGUGUUUCUCAUCUCUGUGAGUGUCUAAGCCAGAAACCUGCAUCUCAGCUUUGCCUUGUUCUUCAUCCUCACAUCUGCCUCCCGUGACUUCUGCCUUCUAAGACACUGAAGGGUAGUAAAAUGUGCCAAUCCAAAAUACGCCUCUUUGAGCUAAGGAUUAUUUUAAGCUGAUUAUUUUGAGAAAAAGUGGAAGCUCUGGAAACAAUAGAAUUUACCCUUUUGUAAGGGAAAUUUAUAAUUAAAAAGGGAAUCUCCAUUAGUAAGGGCGUCUCCUCCGUACCAGGAAAAGAAGGAUGAUCAACUCACAAGAUUUUAGUGGAGAAGGCACCCACUGAAAUCUGCUUAACAAGCCUUACCUUAUGUACUGUUUUUCCUGGUAGCAUUCUCCUAACUGUCCUCCCUACACUUUUCUUUCAUCCUUAACUGAAGAUGGUCUUUCAGCAGGUAUUUUAGACCACCUCAGGGAGUUACUCAUUUUUCCCUGGGUAUCUCCCAUGUACACAAGAGGUAUACAUAUUAAUAAACUUGUUUUUCUUUUGUUAA
This is a messenger RNA of Felis catus (domestic cat), 2988 nucleotides long. RefSeq names its product BTB domain containing 19 (gene BTBD19). NCBI's taxonomy places the organism in Eukaryota, Metazoa, Chordata, Mammalia, Carnivora, Felidae. Bases 1290 to 2036 code for a protein of 248 amino acids. The record is from RefSeq and is a predicted model, not a curated record. Gene Ontology annotation, molecular function: protein binding. The transcript has 8 exons.